AUGGAGGAAGACGAACGGCGGUUGUCUUUCCCGCCGCCGGCGCCGCUGAACUCGCCCGGGGAAGAGAUCGACGGCUCGCGGUUGCUUGGCGAGAUCGUGCGCACGCUCGAGGCAACGAACCCGGAGGCAGCUGCACCUCUGGCCGCCUCGCAGUCGCGCGAUGCGCUGGCCACAGAAUGCGAGAAGCCGCGACGGGACCAGUUGCGGAUCCCGCUCGACGUCACGUUCGCAAACGAAACAGUGGGCGGGCGUGAUGAGCCGCGGGCCGUUGUCACGCCGUUCACCCGCGAAUCGGCGAAGCGCGCUGGCUCGCGGGGAGCACAGCUCGUGCGAGAGUUCGGCUUCAUGCCGCGACGCCGGCUUAGUGUCGAAGAUGGUGCACGUCUACCGCGGAAGUACGAGCCCUUUCCGCCGAAACUAUAUGGACGACCCCUGGAAGAGAUUGACAAUUUUAUUUACGAUGAGCUUCCUAGCUCACCCGCCUCUCCCGACUCAGUGUUCCGCAAGCCAGGGCGUCAAUCACACGUGCCGUACGGAGGUGCUUGGGGUCCAACGGACCCCCGCGCGACUAAUAGUGUUGUACAAAUUCGGUUAAAGAACACAAUGGCAAGCCGCCACUUGAAUUUAGAGCAAAUAUCAAAUCUGCUAAAUGAAGAUGAAGAGGAGCCAUUUGAUGAAAGCGACGAUGAAUUAGGCAUCGGAGAACACUUACCUGAACUACAAAAUGAUAAUUCUGACUCUAAGCAGAGAGAAACCGACUCAGAAGAUGAAGCAGGGUCAUCUUUAUCACAAUAUUAUAUAGGCAGAGACAAGCAAACCAAAUGGUCCAAAAACUCUUCCAGCCAAAGAAUAAGACAAAGAGCUCACAACAUUGUUUUGCAUUUACCUGGACCAAAGGGAGAAGCUAGGAAUGUUAUGAAUCUUCACAUCUGA
Parnassius apollo (apollo) is the source of this 933-nucleotide messenger RNA. Lineage: Eukaryota; Metazoa; Arthropoda; Insecta; Lepidoptera; Papilionidae. The record is from the annotation of a GenBank genome assembly.